AUGACCCAGGUUCUUUCAAAAAGUCUCCUCAUCCAGGGGCUACCCUUUGUUAGCCACCAGACAGACACAAAGUCAUGGAACUUCUCUAGUCGAGAAUACUACGACAUCACACCUCCCAGUGAGGUCUCUGAGACUGAAGAUGCGUUCCAGGACGUCGUGACGCACUCCAUUGACACAACUGCUGAGCCACUUGUGGCUGUCAUUGGUGUUGGUUAUGUCGGUGAACAUCUUGUCGAUGUCUUUUCGAGGAACCAUGAUGUCCUUGGAUACGAUGUAUCAGAGGCCAGGACACUGCAGUUGGCUAAGAAGCAAGCUGUCGGUAGUCGGGCGAGAUUCACAUGCAAAGCCUCAGACCUUGCCAAGGCCACUCACUUUCUGAUCUCGGUGCCAACUCUCCUUCUUGACAACAAAACCAUCGACUCAUCUUUCCUCCAAAGUGCCAUCAAUGUCGUCAGGCUUUAUGGACGCCAGGGUGCUGUUGUCGUCGUGGAGAGUUCAGUUGCGGUGGGCAUGACACGAGCUCUUCUUGGUUCUUUGGCCAAAGAACGCGGCUUCUACGCUGGCAUGUCUCCGGAACGCGUUGACCCUGGCCGUGUCGAGCCACCAGCGCAUUCGAUCCCCAAGAUCGUCUCUGGACUUGACGACAUUGUACCUGGGUCGCUGGAUGCCAUCAUUCGUCUCUACUCCAAGAGUUUUGACAAUGUUGUUCCUGUAUCGAAGCCAGAAGUCGCCGAGAUGAUGAAGCUGUACGAGAACUGUCAACGCAUGGUCUGCAUCGCCUAUGCCAACGAGAUGGCUGAUGCCUGCGGUCCACACGGUAUUGACCCGUAUGAGGUCUGUCGCGCAGCUUCCACCAAGCCCUUUGGCUAUCUGCCCUUUUCACCAGGUCUGGGAGUUGGUGGACACUGCAUUCCCGUCAACCCGUGGUAUCUUCUCUCCAACAGCCAAUUCCCCUUCCUACGAGCUGCUGCUGAAAAGAUGCAUGCCCGACCAUCUGAGAUUGCGCAGCGCGCCGUCUCGCGUCUCUGCAACAGCGACGAUACCGGGUUGAAGCCCCGCGUUCUCGUUGUCGGAAUCGGAUUCAAGCGUGGACAAUCUCAUCUUGCAAACUCGCCUGGUCUUGAGCUGGCUAAGAAAUUAGUCGAGACGAACAAGGUCGACGUUGCUUGGGCUGACCCUUUGGUGGCGCAGGAGGCUGUGCCUCAGAUCAAGCGCCUGCCUGAAUCGGACUGGACAGUUGAAGCACUGGAACGUGACUUUGACAUGGUUAUCGUCGCAUUCCGUCAAGACGGUCUUGAUUUUGAUGUACUGGAUCAAGUUCGAGGAGUCUUGGUUGAGCGUUGGUGUAUUUGA
Messenger RNA from Fusarium pseudograminearum CS3096, 1353 nucleotides. RefSeq lists its product as uncharacterized. NCBI's taxonomy places the organism in Eukaryota, Fungi, Ascomycota, Sordariomycetes, Hypocreales, Nectriaceae. The record is from RefSeq and is a predicted model, not a curated record. The transcript has a single exon. Gene Ontology annotation, biological process: polysaccharide biosynthetic process. Gene Ontology annotation, molecular function: NAD binding; oxidoreductase activity, acting on the CH-CH group of donors, NAD or NADP as acceptor; oxidoreductase activity, acting on the CH-OH group of donors, NAD or NADP as acceptor. Bases 1 to 1353 code for a protein of 450 amino acids.